Molecule: messenger RNA, 1251 nt
Organism: Aspergillus caelatus
Lineage: Eukaryota; Fungi; Ascomycota; Eurotiomycetes; Eurotiales; Aspergillaceae
Exons: 4
Coding region: 1-1245 (414 amino acids)
Source: RefSeq, a predicted model, not a curated record
AUGCAUGGAUCCACCUUGACACGCCAUGUUUCAUUGCGUUGCGGAGGACAAGAUUUGCUUCCGCGAAUGAAGGAUUCGACAUACGACGCAAGGGGGAUUUCCGGGAAUGAUCAGGACGAUCUUCAGCAAUGGUCGAUAGCCACCACGGCCUCCGUCACGGUGCUGGCGUUCGUGACGGUUUGCCUCCGACUACUGGCACGUUAUGAAAGGAAGCAAAAGCUAUGGUGGGACGACUACAUGAUCAUAUUCUCCAUGUUAUGGAACCUAGUUGUUGUCGGAUUUAUUUACGCCAUGAUAAAGGAAGGAAUGGGUCUUCAUGCCGACACAAUCCCACUGGGUAACGUCGUCAUGAUUGCGAAGUUCCUAGUUGUGGCCGAGAUUCUCUAUGUAUUCAACCUCGUCUGGACUAAACUCAGCAUUCUGCUCAUGUACUACCGCAUCUUCCGCUUCCCCUACUUCAAGACAUGGGCAUACAUCAUCGGCACCUUCGUCAUCCUCUGGGUCAUCUGUAUCACGUUCCUCUUCAUUUUUAUCUGCGUACCGGUCGAAAAACUAUGGUAUCCCCAAAUCCCAGGCCGAUGCAUCAACCAAGUGGGCACAUGGAUCGCAAACGCCGUGUCAACAAUCGCCACCGACAUCGUCAUUUUACUCCUCCCAAUUCCCCAAGUCUGGAAGCUCCAACUACGACUUUCCGAGAAAAUAGCCGUAUCAAUAGCCUUCAGUCUCGGUUUUUUCGUGGUCUUCGCCUCCGCCUACCGCUUCUCAGUCCUCUUCACCUACUCCGCAACUGACUCCUCCUACACCCUCGCCCCAACAGUAGGCUGGACUGCCAUCGAGAUGUCUGCCGGCAUCGUCUCCGCCUGUCUCCCAACUCUCCGCCCCGCCCUCCGUUAUAUUGCACGCAAACUAGGCAUCCACGGCCGACUUCCCGCUCUUUUCCAGAGUACAACAGGACAGAUGUCCAAAACCUCGAAUCCAGCGACAGGACCUUCCCGGACGGAAGACAGCACCGCUACUAUAAUCCAGCACUCGGAGCGUCCGAAGCGGCAUUCGUUCUACCAUUUACCGGAUGAGACGGACUCAGCGGGUGAACAGGGCCAAUUGGAUACGUCCUUCAGACCAGAUUAUGCGAAGACGUAUACGAAUGUCCUUGGUCCAAGGCUAAGUGGAAGAUUGAGUGGGGAUGAGAUUCCACUGAAUGGAAUCAGGGUGGAUAGGGAGUUUACGCAAACAAGUAAGAGGUAAGAUUUG